Messenger RNA from Myotis davidii, 2478 nucleotides. Its product is annotated as zinc finger protein 615-like. Lineage: Eukaryota; Metazoa; Chordata; Mammalia; Chiroptera; Vespertilionidae. Gene Ontology annotation, biological process: regulation of transcription by RNA polymerase II. The record is from RefSeq and is a predicted model, not a curated record. Gene Ontology annotation, molecular function: RNA polymerase II cis-regulatory region sequence-specific DNA binding; DNA-binding transcription factor activity, RNA polymerase II-specific.
CGUAGCCGGACUGGGAGCAGGGCUGCAGGCGAAGCCGUUUGCGGAAACAAAAAGCGUUGGCGCGGCCCCGGUGGGUCUUGGGGGGGAACAUUCAGGUUUGAAUGUGUGUUACCUUGACACGUAUCUAAAGGACAUCCUUCCAUUACACAGCAUGGAGUUGGUACAGGAAUCCCUGACAUUUCACGAUGUGGCCGUGGACUUCAGCUGGGAGGAGUGGCAGCUCCUGGGCCCCGAGCAGAAGGACCUGUACAGGGACGUGAUGUUGGAGACCUACAGCCACCUGGUGUCACUGGGGUAUCACGUCAGCAAACCAGACACACUCUUCAAGUUGGAACGAGAGGAAGAACCGUGGGCAGUACAGCGUGGACUCCACUGUCUAGUCUCUCCAGAAGGUACAGUUGGUGAUUCUCUGCAGUAUCCCUUGCAAAGUCGAAGCAUUCAGAGUCUGGAAACAUGCUGUGAAAAUAGUAUGUUUGGAGAUAUUGUUAAUCAGAGCAAAGGUAAUUUCCUAUUAAAGCAAAAUCACAAUAUGUUUGAGAUGCAUGAAAAACUUCCAAUAUCAAAGUUAAGUUUUGAAAACCAAAACAGAAACUGUAACAUAAAGAACUUUGUUGAGUUGACAGGAGAGGACACACCCAUUCUGCAUGCUAACCAUGAACAAUUUUACACUGAAAUUAUAUUGCCUGUCGGCACCAAACCCAUCAAUAAUAAGUCGCAGGCCAUUCAGGAACAGAGAACUUACCACAUUGAGAAAUUCCACAUAUGCCCUGAAUGUGGAAAAGCCUUCAUGAAAAUGUCUCAGCUCACUGAUCAUCAGAGAGUUCAUUCUAGAGAAAAACCUAAUGGAUGCUGUCCAUGUAGUAAAGCCUUCUCUAGAAAGUCCAGGCUCACUGCCCAUCCAAGAAUUCAUAAUGAACUGAAACAGUAUGAAUGCACUAAAUGUGACAAAACCUUCCUCACGCCAUCACAGUUCAGUAUACAUCAGAAAACUCACAUGGGACAGAAAUCUUAUGUGUGCAGUGAAUGUGGUAAAGCAUUCAUCAAAAAGUCUCGGCUCAUUUAUCAUCAGCGAAGUCAUACAGGAGAGAAACCCCAUGGGUGCAGUUUAUGUGGCAAGAACUUCUCUACGAAGUUUAGUCUCACUACCCAUCAAAAAAUUCAUACAGGAGAGAAACCCCAUGGAUGCAAUCUAUGUGGAAAGACCUUCUCUACAAAGUUUUGUCUCACUAAACAUCAAAACACUCAUACAGGAGAAAAACCCUAUGGAUGCAGUCUAUGUGGGAAGACCUUCUCUACUAAGUUUAGUCUUACUACCCAUCAGAAAACUCAUACAGGAGAGAAACCUUAUACAUGCACAGAAUGUGGAAAAGGCUUUUCAGUGAAGCGUGGCCUCAUCCUACAUCAACGAACUCAUACUGGAGAGAAACCCUACAUAUGUAAUGAGUGUGGGAAAGACUUCACCUGGAAGAACACUCUAAUCAGACAUCAGCGAGCACAUACAGGAGAGAAGCCCUAUGUAUGUAUUGUAUGUGAAAAAGGCUUCACCAUGAAGACUGAUCUCACUGUACAUCGAAGAACUCAUACUUUAGAGAAACCGUAUGUGUGUAGUGAAUGUGGGAAAGGCUUCUCAAUGAAGCACUGCCUCAUUGUACAUCAGCGAAUUCAUACUGGAGAUAAACCUUAUGUAUGUACUGAGUGUGGGAAAUGCUUCCCCUGGAUGUGCCCUCUCAUCAGACACCAACGGGCACAUACAGGAGAGAAACCCUAUGUAUGCAAUGUAUGUGGAAAAGGCUUCAGUAUGAAGGGGGGUCUCACUGUCCAUGAGCAAACUCAUACUUCUGAGAAACCAUAUAUGUGUAAAGAAUGUGGGAAAGGCUUUACUCAGAAGUACAAACUCAGUGUACAUCGGCGCAUUCACACGGGGGAGAAACCCUACGUGUGCAGUGAAUGUGGAAAAGGCUUCACAGUGAAAAACAAGCUGAUUAAUACUCUAAGUAUACAUUAGCAAAUUCAUACCACAGAGAAACCAUACAAAUGCAAUGGAUGUGGUGAAGGCUUUAGGAAAAAGAUAUGCCUCGUGCAACAUCAGACAUUUCACUAAGGAAAGACUUCAUGUUCUGAACGUGGGAAAUUCUCAUUGUGCAAAAAUAAUCUCAUUACCCACAGAAUGAACACAGAAGAGAAACACUAUGAAUGCAAUAAAGAUGGGAAAGCCUUCACUACGAAGUCUUUCAAUGUUCAUCAAAGAAAACAUACAGGAGACAACCAGGGAUGCAGCGAUUAUGGUAAAGCUUUUCCCGACUUGUCCUUAUCUAUAUAUAUAAAGAGCCAGGGGUCAUCACAUCACAACCAAAGGUUCAACCAACUGGAAGUCAGUGCUGGGUUGCUGUGGUGACCCAGCAACAGCGACCCAGCACUGACUGCCACUACUGUGGAUGCCCUGAUACAGCAGUGACUGCUGAGGGGGCUGUGGAUCAC